AUGCCCAGCAGCAACAACACCGAUUCCCCCGAGCCCGACCCACUGCUGGGCUCUGUGCUGCUGAAAGAGCCUGGCACCAACGCCAGCGUGCACCGGGGACCUGCGGUGCCAACCACAGCCAAUCUGCAGGAUGAGACCGACUCCCCUGAGCCCGACCUGCUGCUGAGCUCCGUGCCACCACCAGCGCCCAACACCACCGCCAGCCUGCACCGGGCUCUCGCGGUGCCGACCACAGCCGAUCCCCUGGAUGAGACCGAUUCCCCCGAGCCCGACCUGCUGCUGAGCUCUGUGCCACCACCAGCACCCGGCACCACCGCCAGCCUGCACCGGGCUCUCGUGGUGCCGACCACAGCCGAUCCCCUGGAUGAGACCGAUUCCCCCGAGCCCGACCUGCUGCUGGGCUCUGUGCCGCCAGCGGAGCCCAGCACCCAGGCAGCACCCCGAAAGAGCAACACCACCAUCCCCAGCUGGCUCACAUCACCCACCGAGGAGGCGACCGUGGCCGGCAGCACGGACAGCCGCUCCUCUGUGGGGCCACGCUCGGCCACCCCCCCAGCCCUCGGCCCCACCACCACGGGUUACAAGAAAGUCAAGAAAGCCGGAGCCCCCCCUGCGCCGACUCGUUCGGCCCCUUGGGACACAAAGCCGGGGGGCACCGCGGUGCCGGUCCCCUGGGACCCCAGCAGGGUGAUGGGCAAGUGCCUGCUGGCCAUCCUGCUGCUGGCGCUGGUGGCCGCCACCUUCAUGGUGUGCACGGGGGUGCUGGGCGCCCUGCUCUGGCGACGGGCGCGGACGGCACGCCGCCGGCUCAGCCGCACCGAGAUGGUCUGCAUCUCCUCCCUGCUGCCCGACGGCGAGGUGGCCGCCAACGGUCCCAAGCCCGGCCCGGCCCGGCGGCCAAAGCUGCUGCUCGAUGGCAGUUCCGAAGCCGACGGUGACAACCUGACUCUCAGCAGCUUCCUGCCGGAGCACUCCUGA
Messenger RNA from Gavia stellata (red-throated loon), 978 nucleotides. RefSeq names its product selectin P ligand (gene SELPLG). NCBI's taxonomy places the organism in Eukaryota, Metazoa, Chordata, Aves, Gaviiformes, Gaviidae. Bases 1 to 978 code for a protein of 325 amino acids. The transcript has a single exon. Gene Ontology annotation, cellular component: plasma membrane. The record is from RefSeq and is a predicted model, not a curated record. Gene Ontology annotation, biological process: hemopoiesis; leukocyte tethering or rolling.